This is a messenger RNA of Vicia faba (fava bean), 1848 nucleotides long. Lineage: Eukaryota; Viridiplantae; Streptophyta; Magnoliopsida; Fabales; Fabaceae. The record is from the annotation of a GenBank genome assembly.
AUGACAAGUAUGGAGAGUUUGAUUGGGUUGGUGAACAGAAUCCAGAGAGCUUGUACCGUGCUUGGUGACUAUGGAGGUGAUGAUGGGAGCUCGUUCUCUUCUCUAUGGGAAGCUCUUCCUACUGUUGCUGUUGUUGGUGGACAGAGUUCAGGUAAGUCUUCAGUUUUGGAAAGCAUUGUUGGUCGUGACUUUCUGCCUAGAGGAUCAGGGAUCGUGACAAGGCGUCCAUUGGUGUUGCAGUUGCAUAAGACGGAAAGUGGGACACAAGAGUAUGCUGAGUUUCUUCAUCAGCCAAGGAGGAAGUUCACUGAUUUUGCCUUGGUCCGCCAGGAAAUUCAGGAUGAAACUGAUCGAGUAACAGGGAAGACAAAACAAAUAUCUCCUAUUCCUAUUCAUCUCAGUAUUUAUUCCCCGAAUGUUGUCAACCUAACCUUGAUUGAUUUACCCGGUCUGACUAAAGUGGCUGUAGAAGGACAGUCUGAGAGUAUUGUUCAAGAUAUUGAAGCUAUGGUCCGAUCUUAUGUUGAGAAGCCUAAUUCCAUCAUUCUAGCAAUAUCUCCAGCCAAUCAAGACAUAGCAACUUCUGAUGCUAUCAAACUUGCCAGGGAAGUUGAUCCUGCAGGUGAAAGGACAUUUGGAGUGGUGACAAAGCUAGAUUUGAUGGACAAAGGAACUAAUGCGUUGGAUGUCCUGGAGGGAAGAUCUUACCAUCUGCAACAUCCUUGGGUUGGCAUAGUAAAUCGGUCUCAGGCAGACAUCAAUAAAAAUGUUGAUAUGAUUGUUGCUAGGCGCAAGGAACGUGAAUAUUUUGCAACCAGUCCUGAUUAUGGGCACUUGGCCAAUAAAAUGGGUUCAGAAUACCUUGCAAAGCUUCUCUCCAAGCACUUGGAGUCGGUAAUUAGGGCAAGGAUACCUAGUAUAACUUCUUUAAUAAACAAAAGCAUUGAGGAACUUGAAUCAGAGAUGGAUCAUCUUGGGAGACCCAUUGCUCUUGAUGCUGGGGCUCAACUAUACACUAUCCUAGAACUUUGCCGAGCAUUUGAAAGAAUAUUCAAGGAGCAUUUAGAUGGAGGGCGGCCAGGAGGUGACAGGAUAUAUAAUGUCUUCGACAAUCAGCUUCCCUCUGCAUUACGGAAGCUUCCAUUUGAUCAUCAUCUUUCUCUCCCAAAUGUAAGGAAAGUCGUGUCAGAGUCGGAUGGUUAUCAGCCUCACUUGAUUGCCCCAGAGCAAGGUUACAGGCGCCUGAUUGAGGGGGCUCUUGGUUACUUUAAAGGCCCAGCUGAAGCUUCAGUAGAUGCUGUUAAUUUUGUCUUAAAAGAACUUGUGAGAAAAUCAAUAGCUGAAACUCAGGAACUGAAACGAUUUCCAACUUUCCAAGCUGAACUAGCUUCAGCAGCAAAUGAGGCUUUAGAAAGGUUUCGUGGGGAAAGUAAGAAGACAACUCUCCGGCUUGUAGAUAUGGAAUCUUCGUAUCUCACUGUGGAUUUCUUCCGGAGACUACCUCAGGAAGUGGAGAAAGCUGGAAGUCCUGCUCCCUCAAAUGUAGAUCGAUAUGCAGAAGGUCAUUUCAGGAGAAUUGCAUCAAAUGUCUCGUCUUACAUAGGAUUGGUGGCAGACACGCUUAGGAACUCAAUUCCAAAGGCUGUUGUUUAUUGUCAGGUCAGACAAGCAAAACAGUCUUUGCUUAACCAUUUCUACGCACAAAUAGGGAAGAAAGAGGGUAAACAUCUAUCUCAAAUGUUGGAUGAAGAGCCUGCAUUGAUGGAGAGGAGAAUUCAGUGUGCAAAAAGGCUGGAACUAUAUAAAGCAGCAAGGGAUGAAAUUGAUUCUGUAUCUUGGGUGCGAUAA